This is a messenger RNA of Zootoca vivipara (common lizard), 2196 nucleotides long. The record is from RefSeq and is a predicted model, not a curated record. Lineage: Eukaryota; Metazoa; Chordata; Lepidosauria; Squamata; Lacertidae.
UCUUGACUUACCAAUUAUGAUUUGUUUGGGAGUGAAACAAACCAAGAUAUCUGGUUUGAAUGCACCAUAAUAAUUUGGAACCAGCAGGGAGGAAAGAAACUGGCAUUAUUUCACUCAUACACAGCUAUCCAUAAUAUGUGGUUGGCCUCUUGGCUGCUUGUGCCAUCAGGUCCCAGUCUAUCUGUCACACAUCAAGUGCUCUCACCUGGAUGUUUUUAUGAAUGCCCUUCCACCUAUGAAACUUCGAAGAGUUUCAGCUAGGAGUCUUUUCCAGCCAUACCUGGAGUUGCUGAGGAUUGAACCUUGGGCCUCAACUCAGCCAUUGAGCUAUAGUUCUGAUAUAUAAUGGACUCCAUGGACAAAUAAUCAAAGUUGAUGUAAAGUUGAUUCUCUUAAAGCAAAUACAGGUAUUUCGAGUUGGGAUUUCAAAUCAGGAUGUGAAUUCUUGAAAUACAGUGGUACCUCGGUUUAAGAACAGUCCUGUUUACGAACAAUUCGGUUUACAAACUCCGCAAAACUGGAAGUAGUGUCCUGGUUUGCGAACUUUACCUCGGUCUAAGAACGGAAGCUGGUGGAAGGGCACCGGUGGCGGGAGGCCUCAUUAGGGAAAGCACGCCUUGGUUUAAGAAUGGUUUCAGUUUAAGAACGGACUUCCGUAACAGAUUAAGUUUGUAAACCGAGGUACCACUGUAGAUUGAGAUGUGUUUUGCCUUGUCUUUUCCAAUAGUGGGGUUUUUAUAGUUACUGUUUUGCUUAAUUGCUUUUUAAAACUUGGUUCAUAAUUCUCAAAUGCAAACAUACACAUGAUGAACAAUCAACUCCUGCCAGGUUUUUUGAAACAUUAAAAGAAAGAAAACAUGAAGUCCAAAGUGUGGGACCUAUGCAGCCGCUAAUCUCUUUAGUAAUAAGGCCAUGAACCGUAAGGAUCUUCUUAAAAAUGCGCUUGCAGCUCUGUGCUGUUCUUUGUUGAGCUAACAAGCAUUCCCCUUUCAUAGUUUGGGAAUGUAAACCCCUUUGGUCUUGAGUGGAAAUCCUUUUGGGAGCUUUUCAGCAGGGAAGAACUUUUAUACUUUUAUAGUCAGUUUUGCAGGACAAGGAUCUGCCUACAAAAGCUGGGGAUGUGUGUGUGUUUCGAAUGGCCAUUUGCAGGAUAACCCUGGAGGGUGUUUUCCCCAUUUUCUUUCCCCUGCAAUGUUUUUGAAUGAUUCUGCUAACUUUUCGGAAAGUGAAAAUGAACCUCAUUCGGCCUUUUCACAGACUGAACACAACAUCGUUGCAGCUUAUUUGAUCACAGCAGGAGUCGUAAGUCUUCUGAGUAACAUAGUGGUCCUAGGCAUCUUUGUUAAGUAUAAGGAACUUCGAACAGCAACCAAUGCCAUUAUUAUUAACCUGGCUUUCACUGACAUUGGAGUGAGUGGGAUUGGCUACCCCAUGUCCGCAGCUUCAGAUCUGCAUGGAAGCUGGAAAUUCGGCUAUGCCGGUUGUCAGAUCUAUGCUGCUUUAAAUAUCUUUUUUGGAAUGGCAAGUAUUGGUUUGCUUACAGUUGUUGCAAUUGACCGUUACCUGACAAUCUGCAAGCCACAUAUAGGUGGUAGACUUACUGCUAACAACUACACAGUUCUGAUUCUUGCUGCCUGGAUCAAUGCAGUCUUUUGGGCCUCGAUGCCGAUUGUGGGCUGGGCAAGCUAUGCCCCGGAUCCAACUGGAGCUACCUGUACAGUGAACUGGAGGAAAAACGAUGCAUCCUUUGUUUCUUUCACGAUGUCUGUGAUUGCCGUUAACUUUGUCAUCCCACUGUCGGUCAUGUUUUACUGUUACUUCAAUGUUUCGCGAACUAUGAAGCGGUACGCCAGAAGCAGUUGCCUUGAGAGCAUCAACAUAGAUUGGUCUGAUCAAGUAGAUGUAACAAAGAUGUCUGUUGUCAUGAUUUUAAUGUUCCUGGUGGCUUGGUCACCAUAUUCUAUCGUGUGUUUAUGGUCUUCGUUUGGGGAUCCUAGGAAAAUUUCUCCUGCCAUGGCAAUUAUAGCACCAUUAUUUGCCAAGUCCUCCACAUUCUAUAAUCCCUGUAUUUAUGUCAUUGCAAACAAAAAGUUUCGAAGGGCCAUCUUUGCAAUGGUCAGAUGUCAAACACGGCAGGAGAUCACAAUCAACCAUGUCUUCUUGCCAAUGAGUGCGUCUCAAAGCACAAUUACCUAA